Molecule: messenger RNA, 1200 nt
Organism: Phragmites australis (common reed)
Lineage: Eukaryota; Viridiplantae; Streptophyta; Magnoliopsida; Poales; Poaceae
Product: SPX domain-containing protein 6-like
Exons: 2
Coding region: 178-942 (254 amino acids)
Biological process (GO): cellular response to phosphate starvation
Source: RefSeq, a predicted model, not a curated record
CACUGAAUAUUCGGAGAACCGCGCGCGGCCUCCUUCUUCCCCUCCCCUCCAAACGCUUACCUCACCACCCACACCUAUUAUAAACCAGCACCCAUCGACGUUGCACUCUACCCUUCACAAUCCACAAAAGCACGAAGCAACGAGAUUAAUCGGUAGCUGAUCGCCUAAAUUGAGGAGAUGAAGUUUGGCAAGUGGCUCAAGAAGCAGAUCGAGCAGAGUCUCCCGGAGUGGCGGGAGCAGUUCCUGCGCUACAAGGAGCUCAAGCGCUGCGUCAACGCCGUCUCCGGCGGCUUCCCGCCGACGCCAGCGGAGGAGGCUGAGUUCGUCGCCACCCUCGACGCUGAGAUCGAAAAGAUCAACGCCUUCUUCCUCGAGCAGGAGGAGGAGUUCAUCAUCCGCCACAGGGAGCUGCAGGAGGACAUCAACCGCGCGCUGGAGCGCAAGGCAAGCGUGCCGGCGGCGCAGCAUGAGGCGGAGGUCGCUGCCAUACGCAGGGACAUCGUCAACUUCCACGGCGAGAUGGUGCUGCUCCUCAACUACAGCAGCAUCAACUACAUAGGGCUGGCCAAGAUCCUGAAGAAGUACGACAAGCGCACGGGCGCAGUGCUGCGGCUGCCGGUGAUCGAGACGGUGCUGGAGCAGCCCUUCUUCAAGACGGAGACGGUGUCACAGUUGGUGCGGGAGUGCGAGGCCAUGAUGGAAGCCGUGUUCCCGACGGCGCCCGAGGGCCAGGCGGCGGCGCGCCGGGACCUUGAGGCGCUGGCCGUCGCGGAGGCGGAGCAGAGCAUCUUCUGGAACACUGUCGCGGCGCUGCUCACCAUGCAGGACGUGCGAGCCGGGAGCUCCACCAAAGGCAAGCACUCGCUGCCGCCGCUCAACCUGCCGGACUCCGACUGGCUCCGGUCAUUCCAGCCGGCGUCGCCGAUCCCCAUCUUCCAAUGACACCCUCCUCUGUUCUUGCCUUCUUGGCCUUGCCGUCACCGGGACAUGCUGUGCUUGCUUGCUUGCCUGUGAUUUCCAUGUUUUUAAAUCUGUCCUUUUUCUUAUGGGAUUUCUCAUUUCCUAACUUAGUAGCAGUAGGACUAAAGAAAUAAUGUACAAACUAAGAUGUGAGUGAACAUACUAAUUCGUACUGAAUCUGAUGCGGAAACUAUGUACACAGCCUGUUGUGAUUUGUGCAAGUACAAAUAUUUAAGUUCU